Messenger RNA from Colletotrichum higginsianum IMI 349063, 1959 nucleotides. Its product is annotated as C6 finger domain-containing protein. The transcript has 2 exons. Bases 1 to 1959 code for a protein of 652 amino acids. Gene Ontology annotation, molecular function: DNA-binding transcription factor activity, RNA polymerase II-specific; zinc ion binding. Lineage: Eukaryota; Fungi; Ascomycota; Sordariomycetes; Glomerellales; Glomerellaceae. The record is from RefSeq and is a predicted model, not a curated record. Gene Ontology annotation, biological process: regulation of DNA-templated transcription.
AUGACACGAAAGGGUCAGCCCAAGGUCCGGACUGGGUGUUUGACGUGCAAGUCGCGCAAGGUGAAAUGCGACGAGGCAAAGCCGGCGUGCGUGAGAUGCACCAGCACAGGCCGCAAAUGCGAGGGAUAUGCCGUCGUCGUCCCCAGCAACCGCGCCAUCGCCCGCGCCCGCUCGCGGACGACCCGGCUCAAGGACGCCCUCGCCCAGGCCCGUGCCGGCUGGGAGGGCGGCUCCGAGAGGGCCACCCUCGAGUACUUUGCCCGCGAUGUCGCCCCCAAGCUGCCCCAGAACCUCGAGAACCAGUUCUGGAACGUCGCCGUGCCGCGCAUGAGCCGCUCCGAGCCCGCCAUCCGCCACGCCAUGGCCGCCAUCGGCAACCUGUUCCCGCAGUCGUCGGCCUCGUCGUCGCCGAACGGCGGUAGCGGUGCCGGCGGCGGCUUCAACGAGCAGGCCGACGAGUGCUACGGCGAGGCCCUCCGCCUCAUCGCCAGGAAGGUGGCGCCCGAGAGGGACGGCGAGGAUGGCAGGGCUCGGUUCGAUGGCAAGCUCGCCAACAUCUCGGCCUCGGUCGGUUCCCUCAGCAACCGGUCCUCGCCGAGCCUGUCCUCCGUCGGGCCGGCCUCCGCCAUCCAGUCCCCGGCGUCUCUCACACCCGGCAUCAGCAGCAUACCGGAACUGGUCGAAGCAGCAGCAGCUAACGGCUCCGACGGCCACGCGUCGACGAACCCAUUUGCGACCCCGCCGAGCCAGGGAGACGAGGCCGGGUGCGACGAGGAGCCGAGCCAGCAUAACGACGUCGACGUCGUCCUGUCGUGCUGCAUACUCUUCAUCGCCACCGAGUUCCUGCGCGGCUGCCUCGACGCGGCCAUGCAGCACCUCGCCAAUGGCAUCAACAUCCUCAACAACGUCGAGUAUGACGAGCUGGACAGCACCACCAUUGACGAGAUCGUCCCCAAGUUCCACCGCCUCAGCAUCAUCCAGCUGUGCUUCUACGACAAACCCGGCUUCCCGUCCCUCAACCUCCAGCACGGCCCCGGACCCAGGUACAACCUCGGCCCCUUUGACAAGAGCAACAGCAUCUACCUCCCCAAGCGCGCCGUCGACCCCAUCAUCCUCGACGCCAUACGUUACAUCCGGUCCGCCGCGGACCCGGGCUCGCAGACGGACUCGCGCCUCGCGUCCAAGGGGCCCGUCAUGUCGGAAGAGCAGAAGCAGAUCUGCGCGUCUUUUGACCGGUGGCACGCCGCCUUCCUGGCCUUCGUCGAGUUCCCGCGCAAGCGCUCCGACCAGCCGCUGCCCAAGCACCAGGGGCUCAUCUGCGCCGAAACGGAGAUGAAGUACCAGACGGCCAAGAUCUGUAUUAGCGUCUGCCGCUCGCACGACGAGUCCGUCUACGACUACUUCAAGGAGCUGUUCCGUCGCAUCGUCACCCUCGCCCAGCUGAUCCUCGACAGCUGCCCGGACGACGUGGCACCGCCGCCGACGCCGCCCGCCGACGCCUCGUACAAGUUCGACUUCCGCGUAAGCUACCUCCCGCUCCUCGAGUUCGUCGUCGUCAAGUGCCGCUGGCUCGACAUCCGCUACGAGGCCUGGCUCAUCAUCUGGCGCCUCGCGACGGCCCGCGCCGAGUCCGUCGCCCGUGACAACCUGCACCUCAUCGGCCGGCGCAUGAUUGAGCGCGAGCACAACGUCAAGAUGGACGAGGUGACGCGCGACAACGCCGGCCUCUUCUCGCUUCCGGCCGAAGAGAUGCGCGUCAAGGACUACACCGUCGACGCCCGCUUCGCCGACCUCGUCACCACCGCCGCCGCCGCCGCCGCCGACCGCAAUGUUGAUGUGGACGGCGGGCCGGCCAAGGCGCAGGUCCCCUAUACGCAACGGCUGCUGCUCAGGUGCGGCAGCUGUGAGCUCGACGACCUCGCCGGGUGGAUGGAGAACAGGCCUUUGCCUUCUUCAUAG